AAGCCAGCGAAAAUUUGGCCCGGAGGCGGACUACGGAUAUGGAGGCAGCAGCCUCGGGAGCGACGAUGAGGAUCUGAGUAACGGACUCAAUGGAGGAAUUCUGUUGUGGGACUCGUUCAAAUGCAUAGCACCAAAUCCAAAAUCAGGUUCGAUGGUUGAGAAACGUUGGUACGAAGUCAUUUUGCGUAUCGUCAAAAUCAUCUUAUAUAUCUUCUUAUUUUGUGCGAUUCUUGGAGGUAGUGUCAUCGCAAAAGGAACCGCCUUCUUUGCCACGUCACAACUUAGUCAAAGGCCCAUACCUUAUUGCAACUAUUAUCCUGGUCACACCAGGAGCAAACAACCGGUUUACGAAGUCUCGCUUCCGGAAAAUGCACGUAACUCUUGGGUCUGGUGCAUAAUCUUGAGCUUCGCUUUGCCGGAAGCCCUGGACUUCCUCUGCUUUCUAUGGAACUGUUUGUUCAUCAAUGUCAAGCUGCCCAGCGCACGUCACAUCAUCUUACUAAGCGCGAUCGAAAUUAUUCAAGUAGCAGCUUUGGCGCUCUUAUUUCUCAUCGUUCUCCCGGAUCUCGACGUCCUUCAAGGCUCCACGGCUCUUAGCUGCGUCUCUGUCAUACCAAGUGCUCUCGGAUUACUAUCGAAAUCAAGAUAUCAACAGAAUAAACAAGAAUCUCGACUCUACUUAUUCGGAGAUGUUAUAUCAUUAUUAUGCCAAAUAGCCGGACUGAUCUCUUUCACUCAUCUCGCAUUAAAGAAAAAAAAUGCUUUCGCACCGUGGACUAUUUCUAUUGCCCUUACACUAUCAUCUUUACGCUGGUGGGCAAACUACGUAACGAAUGAUAGUAAAUUUGGUUUUAUAAAAUAUCUCGCAAAAUCUAAGAGAAAAUUGCAAGCACAUAGAUCGAUAUUGAUUGGCUACACGUCGUUACUUCGAAUCGUAAUAUUUGUAUUCACUUCAUAUCUAAUUACUUUAUGGAAAGGUAUAGAGACGAGCAUGUUCUUCGAAGGACUUUGGAUGAAGGAGUACAAUUAUUCGGUAAAAUUUAUCAAUCAUUCGUUAAUUGGAAAAUUUGAAAUAAGUUUGCCUGAUGAUAAGAUAAUUUAUGCAUCUGGAAAUCGGUGGAUACCCUUUAAUAUUUUCUUAAUUCAUGCUCUAUCAAGUCUCUGCGUCUAUAAUUGUGGUAAGUUCGCCUGCAAAACCCUCAUGCAGGGCUUCGGGUUUGCUUUGCCUCUGAGCCUCGCACUACCUGUCAGCCUCACGGGCUUUUCGCUGCUGAGCGUCGUACGCAACCAGAACCAUUGCUUCUUCCACGGACUCGGACCCUUCGCAGCCCUUGACUACCUUUUCUUCACGACACCCCGUCCGGAAGAUUACUUAACCUGGCGCUGGCAGCUCUUUCUAUGGCUUAUCUCACUGUUCUCCCAGCUAUGGACCACGAGACACAUCUGGUGCACAAGGAACGAGAGACUCGCCACCGCAGAUAGAAUAUUCGCGGUCUCGUCCUAUGACUCUCUCCUCGUCGACUUGUCCUUAGCGAUGAGUAGGAGGAGGGAAAACUUUGAAGAGGAGCAAGAGGAGGAGGAGGAGGAGGAGGAGGAGGAGUUCGACAACUGCGAAGUACCAAUAAUAGUUACGAAGAAUUCAUUGUCUUCGGUAAAGAACCGGGACCAUAUUACACGAAUUUACGCUUGCGCGACCAUGUGGCAUGAGACACCAGAAGAGAUGACAGAUUUUCUUAAUAGUAUUCUUCGAUUGGAUCGCGACCAAUGCAUUAUGCGAAUAAUUCAAAAUAAUUAUCAAAUAACGUCGCCCGACUAUUAUGAAUUAGAAGUUCAUAUAUUCUUCGAUGACGCAUUGAAGUGUAUUCAUGAAUGUAGCGGCCGAUGCUUCCACGACGAAAAUAAAACUCGCGUGAACGAGUAUGUGGUGAACUUCAUCAAGACGGUAGAAAAAUGUAUUAGAGCGCGAAAUUUGCGAAGCUCCCCACCGCUAAAAUAUCCCACACCUUACGGUGGAAGACUACUUUGGAUCUUACCUGAGAAAACUAAGAUGUACUUGCACCUUAAGGAUAAGAAUAGGAUUCGAACGAAAAAACGAUGGAGUCAGGUGAUGUACAUGUAUUAUUUAUUGGGUUACCGAUUAAUGGAGCUGCCAAUCGAAGUGGAGCGAAAAGAAGUCAUUGCCGAAAAUACGUAUAUUCUGACGCUCGAUGGUGAUAUUGACUUCAGGCCAAGCGCCGUCAGGACUCUCGUCGACAGAAUGAAAAUCAAUAAGGACGUGGGAUCGGCAUGUGUCAGAAUCCAUCCAUUGGGAAAAGGGCCGCUAGUUUGGUUCCAAAAAUUCGAAUACGCGAUCGGCCAUUGGCUUCAGAAGUCGACGGAACACACGACGGGAUCCGUCCUCUGUGCGCCCGGAUGCUUCGCCCUUUUUCGAGCCAAGGCCCUCAUGGACUACAACGUCAUGAAGAAAUACGCGACUGUGGCGACCGAGGCCCGCCAAUUCAUUCAGUACGACCAGGGCGAGGAUCGAUGGCUCUCCACUCUCAUUUUACAAAUGGGCUAUAAGGUAGAAUAUUCAGCUGCCAGCGAUGCCUAUACACACGCUCCAGAAACUUUUACCGAGUUUUAUAUUCAGCGACGUAGAUGGAUUCCUUCGACAAUCGCUAACGUUUUUGACUUACUCGAAUCAGCUGCAGAGACGAAAAAAGUUAAUCGAGACAUUUCUAAUAUCUACAUAGGUUACCAAUGGAUAUUAAUGGGAAGCACAAUCUUAGGCCCUGGAAUAGUAUUUUUAAUGCUUGUUGGAGCUUUCGUGUCCGCUUUCCAAAUUGCCAAUUGGUCUAGUUUUGGCUGCAACCUGGUUCCAAUAAUUAUAUUUUGCUUUACCUGUUAUUACUGCAAUGAAAAAACGCAACUGCUGGUGGCCAGCAUUAUCUCGACGAUCUAUGGACUGGUUAUGGUGGUCGUGCUCGUGGGUAUAAUGAUCGAGAUAGCGUCCGACGGAUGGCUGGCCCCGAGCACAUUGCUCUUUUUUAUAAUCGCGGGCGGACUAGUGACCACGGGCCUCCUCCAUCCACUCGAGUGGAACUGCCUCCUUUAUGGGGUCAUCUUCUACGUCACCCUACCAUCCAUCUACAUGCUCCUCAUCAUCUUCUCUCUCUUCAACAUGAACAACAUUAGCUGGGGAACGAGGGAUGCAUCCAAGUUCCCGUCGGAUACGCUCCACAACGCUUGUAGAGCCAUCGGCAAUGGCACCCAAUCGACAAUGACCCCCAAGGCUAACCAAGACCAUCACGCAAUUAUCGUCGAUUGCAACGAGAAGUCGAGCACCUCCGAUGAAAACGGGAGUUCGGAUACGGAGAGUGACGGAGACGAUGCCCCGAGCCUCCACUACACCGACAACUUCCUCGUUUCUCCAAACUGGUUGCACGACAGGGCUGCCCUUGGCAAGGGCGAGGUCGAGUAUCUAGAAUCCAAGGAGGAGAUAUUCUGGAAGCGGUUAAUUAGCGCUUAUCUCGAUCCCAUCGAUAAGGAUGAGAAACAGGAGGCAGAAAUUGCCAAGCAAAUAAAAGAUUUGAGAGACCAGUACAUUUUUAAGUUCUUUAUGAUAAACUCAUUAUUUGUUUUUAUCGUCUUUUUAAUGCAACUUAAUAAAGACACAUUAUAUAUACGAUGGCCUCUUGGAGUGAAAUACAAGAUCACGUAUGACAGUGAUAAAACCGAAAUCAAUAUUUCUAAAGAAUAUUUACAUUUGGAGCCAAUUGGUUGUCUCUUUAUUAUUGGAUUCAUCAGUAUUCUGUGCUUUCAAUUUGUUGCAAUGCUCUUUCAUCGUUUUGACACGUUUUCUCACAUUAUGGCUAAAGUUACGCUAGAUUGGUAUUGCUGUAAUAAGACUACUGAUUUGUCCGAAGAGGCUAUAAUUGAACGGCAUGCAGAUAAAAUAAUGAAGGAACUUCAACGUCAAAUUGAUCGAGAUAUGAAAUCAGAUUUUGAUCAUAAUAGUAUACUUCCGCCAAGAAAACGUAUGACCAUUCAUCAAACUAUUGCAGGAAUUGACCGGAAAAACUCUUACGCCAAUACAUUCAGUACUACUGUUUUAAAGAAUUUAGAUAAAUGCGGACAAAGUGGUAAUGGAGGUUUCAUGUCAAAACGAAUGUCUCAAACAGUAUUGCGAGCAUUACAGAGGCGUCGAACAACGAUUUUGGAAGAACGAAAACAAUCGCAAAUAGAGGGUCGCGAGUAUGAUGAUAUUUACGCCAAUGAAAGAAAUUUCGUCGGCGUGAAAUUACAGGGUCAAUCGACUAGAACAUUGCACGCUUAUGAAAAUUCCGCAUUUGUCGCGGAAGAGUUUACGACGGAAGAAAAUAUUAAUGUAUGAAUGAAUAAUA
Ceratosolen solmsi marchali is the source of this 4385-nucleotide messenger RNA. RefSeq lists its product as uncharacterized. The record is from RefSeq and is a predicted model, not a curated record. Gene Ontology annotation, biological process: chitin biosynthetic process. The transcript is spliced from 18 exons. Lineage: Eukaryota; Metazoa; Arthropoda; Insecta; Hymenoptera; Agaonidae. Gene Ontology annotation, molecular function: chitin synthase activity. Gene Ontology annotation, cellular component: cell septum; cell periphery. The coding region runs from base 152 to 4375 and encodes 1407 amino acids.